GUCCGUCCGCUCUUACUGAGAGGGCCCUGUGGGGUUAUUUGUAAGUAUUUUUGGUGUUUGUGGGGUUACUUUGGGAUUCUGGGGUUAACCCCACAAGAAAUGUGUUUUAUGGACUUAUAGUGGUCCUGUGGGGUCAUUUAAAUAGUGAAUGACACUUAACCCCACAAGUACUUGUCCAAGUGUAAAAAUGUCAUUGGUCUGAUUUGUCCAUAUGGGAUAACACGGACAACACCGCAAAAUCAUAUUCGGACAUCCCGCCGCGGUUACGUUCCAAUUGCGCAUGCGCUAAUUUAUACCGUGACGAGUGCAACACUAUACCGUGACGAGUGCAAAAAUAAAAACCGAGACGAGUGCAAAAGGUCGGUCUCCGGCAGUCCUGUGGGCAGCAUCCUGUGCAAGCAAUGGGAAAGCGGAAAAGACAUGGCGUUUAUACAAGACAAGAUGGAGAUGUCAAAGUCGGGCAGUUUGUGUGGGCUCAGUUAACUGGGGUACCCGCAAGCAUGAUGUGGCCUGUUAGAGUUGUCGGUAUUCCAUCAGAAGGCCAUUAUGCAGUUUUCUGCAAAGCAGACGAAGCAACAUUGACUACAAGAAAAGUGGAAUCUUUUCAAAAUCAUGAUAUGUGGAAGAAAAAAGGACAACAAGCGCUCAAAAGAAAGCCUGCAACAUUGAAUCAAUUUCUGGAAGACAUCAGUUGGGCGCUAAGGGAAGAAGAUGUCAACAUUCCCAAUCACGAGACAGAGGUCAUCCAAAUUACACAGGCUCCGUACGCGUUUGGGGUGGAGGAUAUAUCUGAAUCUGAGAUCACUAAUGUUAGGGCUUCAUCUCCCAAUCACGAGACAGAGGUCAUCCAAAUUACACAGGCUCCGUACGCGUCUGGGGUGGAGGAUAUAUCUGAAUCUGAGAUCACCAAUGUUAGGGCUUCAUCUCCCAAUCACGAGACAGAGGUCAUCCAAAUUACACAGGCUCCGUACGCGUCUGGGGUGGAGGAUAUAUCUGAAUCUGAGAUCACUAAUGUUAGGGCUUCAUCUCCCAACCACAAGACAGAGGUCAUCCAAAUUACACAGGCUCCGUACGCGUUUGGGGUGGAGGAUAUAUCUGAAUCUGAGAUCACCAAUGUUAGGGCUUCAUCUCCCAAUCACGAGACAGAGGUCAUCCAAAUUACACAGGCUCCGUACGCGUCUGGGGUGGAGGAUAUAUCUGAAUCUGAGAUCACCGAUGUUGGGGCUUCAUCUUAUGAGCAGGAUAUUUCUGAAACACAUUCAGAGUAUUUCCCAGAAAGUAAUGAUUCAGACUCAAGUGUUCAAUCACAAGCAAAAAUAGGCCAAAAGUUGCUACAAAAAGAACUCUUUGCCUCUGACUCUGAAAAAGUGAAUGAUUCCGACGAAAGUAUGUCAGUUGAUUAUCCUUUAUAUCCUGCCCUAAACAUACAGGUUCCUCCUCUACCCAUCGAUGUUGUAAAUUCUAUGGAUAACGAUUCUUCUGAUGGAGAAGAGAGUGACAGAGACCCAGAGUUCAUUGCACUCGACAAAAGCCACCCAAAAAUAUUCGUCAAAUUAGUGGAAAAAAGCAAAAUUACAAAAACUGGCAGAGUAAAAAAGUCCGACAGAGUUUAUAACUCGCAUCAUCCAUGCCCAUUUUGUGGGAAAAUGCAGACAAAUUUCAGUCACCACAUUCUCUCCAAGAUUCACAACAAAGAGCAGGACGUGAAAGAUUUACCACAGUUGCAACCAGACGAGGAAACAGAAGAAAAACAGCAGAUUAGAAAAGAAAGAAAGAGAAGGAUUGAACUUUUGCGUCUGCAAGGUUGUCAUAAACAUAACAUGAAAGUUCUUGAAAAGAAGAAAGGAGAGAUAAUAUUAGCUAGAAGAAGUGCUACAGACAAAGAUUUUGAUGUUACAAAAUUUGGUCCUUGUCCAAAUUGUGUGGGAUGGAUAAAAAAUUCAACAAUGACAAAACAUCAGAAAGUAUGCCCCAAAAAAUCUGAUGACUUUCAGCCUUCAAACAAGACAAUGUUGAGAGUCCAAAGUGAUGCACUUGUUGGAAGGAUUUCGGACCAAGCAUCUCAAGUGCUUGUAAAGGAAGUUUUUACCUGUAUGCAGGCAGAUGAUGUGUCACUUAGAGCGCAAAGUGACCCUCUUAUCAUAAGUCUGGGUAAUCAAUGGAUGGAUCGGAACAGGGGAAAUCGAAUUAUGCGAAAAUAUUAUGCAUCACAGGCGAUGAGACUUGCUGCUAAACUCUUAAUACACCUAAACAACAUAACAGGAAAUAAGGACAAAGAUCUGAACUUUUUCCUUCAACCUUCAUACUUCGAAAGUGUUGCAAAGGCUGCCCUCCAAUGCUCCAAACAAGACGCUGAUGAUGAUGAAGACCUAGCCUCUCCAAGUAAUGCAAUCAAGUUAGGCUAUGACAUUAAAAGCCUUGCAAGCUCAAAACUUGGAAAUGCUCUUAUCAAUGGAGAUAAUAAAAAGAAGGAGGAGGCUGAAAACUUCCUUAAGCUUAUGAACAUGCAAUGGGGACUGAAAGUAACCAAGCUAGCACGUGUGCUCCUCAAUGAAAGACAUUUUAACAGGCGAUGCCCAUUGCCAAAACCAGAUGAUGUAAAAAAGAUUACAGUUCACAUGAAAAAAGAAAUAAGCAGUUUAGACCUCAAUGAUAUGUCUUACCAGAACUAUAGAAGAGCAGCAAUACUUGUUUUGGCAAGAACAACCCUUUACAAUAGAAGAAGGUGUCAUGAGGUUCAAGCUUUACGUUUGGAUGCCUACCAAAAGAGGAAACGUGGAAUAGAUGAAAUUGCCACAGAAAUGAUGGGGGAGAUGACAGCGUUUGAAAAACAUCUCCUGGAGACCCAAGAAGUUGUAGAAAUCAGAGGAAAGGUUGGAAGGUGUGUGCCUGUGAUUUUACCUGAAGAUGUCCGUGCUGUAUUGACUUAUAUAGCCAGUGGUGAAGUGAGAAAAGCAUGUCAAAUCUCUGCUGAUAACCCAUACCUAUUUGCAAAUCGUAUGGCUGGUGUAUUCAGAGGAUAUGAUGCCAUUUAUACAUUGACGAAGGAGGCUGGACUGACCAAUCCAAACUUAGUCAGAACCAGCAAUAUGCGUAAAUACAUGGCAACAAUGGUGCAGGCUCUGGACACCAAUGAAGCAGAAAGAAGCUGGAUUGUCCAACAUUUGGGACACUCCAUGGAUGUUCACAUGAACCACUACCGACAAACAUCUGAUUUGAUUGAAAGGACCGAAGUGGCAAAGUUGCUUCUGAUCCAAGAUUUUGGUGUUGUCUCAAAAUAUGUUGGCAAGAAACUGAAGGACAUUCAGCUGGAUGACAUAAUUCCUUCCGCACCUGAAGCAGCUGAAGAUGAUGAUCACGAUGAAAUUGUCUCUCAAAGAACAGAAAUCGAGGAAGAUUUCAUUCCAGAUUUACAAGACCUAAGUGAUGAAGAUAUUACCGCACCACAACCAAAAAAGAGGAAGAAGAUGGAGAUGAGAAAGCGCUGGUCUCUCAAAGAGGAGGAAGAACUAAAGACUCUCUUCAAGAAAAACUUCGAAAAGGAUUAUUGUCCCAGACAGCAAGAAAUUGAAAACGCCAUGAAGAAAAGUUGUUCUCAGGAUGGCCUGAUUCACCAAAGACCAAGGGAUAACAUCAAAAAGAAAGUGAGCUUUAUGCUAAUCAAGAGGAGAAAAGCAUCCAAAAAGAACACUUAAUCAUUGAAAUA
Pecten maximus is the source of this 3706-nucleotide messenger RNA. RefSeq lists its product as uncharacterized. The record is from RefSeq and is a predicted model, not a curated record. Bases 402 to 3695 code for a protein of 1097 amino acids. The transcript is spliced from 10 exons. NCBI's taxonomy places the organism in Eukaryota, Metazoa, Mollusca, Bivalvia, Pectinida, Pectinidae.